UGUUGAUGUAUCUUGCGUCACUUCCUGCACGUGGUCUCGGCCCAAACUCCCGCCCGGAAUAGUCGCUUGUUAUUGUGUUGCUCACACUUAGCUGUCUGUUUAUUGUAUGCAAUACUUUCAACCAGGAUGGCAAAACGACAAGGCCACUCAGACCACGAUGGUAUGGUUGUCAGCAAGGAAGAACUCGAAAGGGCUUUUUGUGUGCUCGCUGGGAGCGACUCAGAAAACUGCUCCUAUUCCCGGGGCUAUGUGAAGAGACAGGCUGUGUUUGCCUGCAACACCUGCACCCCCAGUGCUGCGGAGCCUGCUGGGGUUUGUCUGGCCUGUGCCAAUAAAUGCCACGAUGGACAUGAUAUUUUUGAACUCUAUACAAAAAGAAAUUUUCGCUGUGAUUGUGGAAAUGGCAAGUUUCGGGGUUUUCGGUGCCAGCUAAUCCCUACUAAAGAUGAGGAAAACAUUAGAAAUCACUACAACCACAACUUCAGUGGCUGCUAUUGCACAUGUGACCGCCCGUAUCCGGACACAGACGAUCGGGUUGAUGAUGAGAUGAUCCAGUGUGUCAUCUGUGAGGACUGGUUUCAUACCAGGCACCUAGGCUGCAAUGUAGUGGAACCUGAGGAGCUACUAGAGAUGGUGUGUGAGCCCUGCAUGAAUAAGGCCCCUUUCUUGUGGAUGUAUGCUGCUUACUUUGCAGUGCCACCUGUGAUCAGUGUCAGUCAACCUAAGGAGGAGAUAGAGGUUGAUGUUGAGGAAGGAGGAGAGAAGGAAGAAGACUCUGAGCCCGGUCAAAGAGGGGACCAGGAGCCGUCCCCCGGUCAAAGAGGGGACCAGGAGCCGUCCCCCGGUCAAAGAGGGGAUCAGGAGCCGUCGCCCGGUCAAAGAGGGGAUCAGGAGCCGUCCCCCGGUCUUGAGCUUAUGAACCAGGAGACCCGGGAAGAAACAGGCAGCCCCGGAACAGCCACCACUGAAACUGCGAGCUGCAAGCUGAAGGAGCUGCAGGCCAAGGGUCCAGAGAGGCUGAGACAGGGAGCGGUGUUCUGGCCCUACAGUUGGCGCUCUAAGCUUUGCACCUGCACAAGCUGCAAGAAAGCAUACGUGGCGGCUGAGGUGCAGUUUCUUAUGGAUCAGCUGGACACCGUUGAGGCCUAUGAGAAGAGAGGCUUGGAUAAGCCAUUUGGGCAGCACCUGCUGAUGGCACUGACAAGCUCGAUGGACCAUGUACAGCAGCUGGAGGUCAUUUUCGGUAUCAGUGAGCUGACGACUUUGAUCAGUGAAUUUUUAAGCCAGUGUGUUGCUGAAGGAAAGACUGUCACAGUCGAAGCCGUACAUCAGUUCUUCGAGGAGCUGCAAGAUAGAAAAAGACGUAGAAUCAGUGCAGUAUACGAGUAAGAAGGAGGCCAUGCUGCUAGCAUCAUAUGCUGGGUUCAUAUGGUGUGCUAAAUGGAUGGGUCACCCGAUCCUGUUUUCUGUUGAAUAAAGGGCUUUUUGCUGCAACCCAUGUGGUCCUAGAACUUGAACUAUAUGUGCAAAGAGUACUGACUUCCAGUUAAGAUUUAUUUCUAAGGUGAAGGAUUUUGAGGUUUGAGGCUACUUUUAUGUCCAUUUCUUUUACAUCGUGUUUUCUAAACUAAAGAAUAAAAGCUAAUGUUGGUGUCUUUCAAAGUGCAAAAGCCCUUUUUUGAUCGUCU
Monopterus albus (swamp eel) is the source of this 1688-nucleotide messenger RNA. RefSeq names its product ubiquitin protein ligase E3 component n-recognin 7. Gene Ontology annotation, cellular component: cytoplasm. The record is from RefSeq and is a predicted model, not a curated record. Gene Ontology annotation, molecular function: ubiquitin protein ligase activity; zinc ion binding. The transcript is spliced from 12 exons. Bases 127 to 1389 code for a protein of 420 amino acids. Lineage: Eukaryota; Metazoa; Chordata; Actinopteri; Synbranchiformes; Synbranchidae.